Pocillopora meandrina is the source of this 504-nucleotide messenger RNA. NCBI's taxonomy places the organism in Eukaryota, Metazoa, Cnidaria, Anthozoa, Scleractinia, Pocilloporidae. The record is from the annotation of a GenBank genome assembly.
GAAUACGUAAUAAGGAUUCAGGUAUUGUCGCUGGAUCUGGAUAUGAAACUGAUUUUCCCUGAAGGCCCCAAAGAUUUGAACGAUCCACCCUUUGGAAACGAUCCACCGAACCUUGGAAAGGUAUAAAUAUGACCACUACUCCGAAUUUCUUUCUUAAUACAGUUUUCCAUCUGCAAAUAUUGCGUUUCACCAGGAUGGUAUUUCCUUCCAUUUUCUUUGUUAUAAGUUUCUUGUCCGAAAAGAGCCAGAGGAUAUAUAGAGUAGGCAACAAACGCAAAAUCUUCCACAGUGAUAUAUUUUUAUUUUUUAACCUAGAUAUCUAUAGUGACCAUAAAUUUUUCGCUCUUUUUUCUCUGUUAGAUUCUUAAGUGCAAAGAACUACCUGAGUACCCUGGGAACAUGACGUGCUCUGAGUACCAAGUAUUCAAACGGAAAGAACCAGGACUGAUCACGCGGGUGGCAACGAUGAUAAAAAAUACUUGGAGCUUUUUGUUCACAAAAAUG